Molecule: messenger RNA, 1413 nt
Organism: Aptenodytes forsteri (emperor penguin)
Lineage: Eukaryota; Metazoa; Chordata; Aves; Sphenisciformes; Spheniscidae
Gene: KCNK5
Product: potassium two pore domain channel subfamily K member 5
Exons: 4
Biological process (GO): potassium ion transmembrane transport; stabilization of membrane potential
Cellular component (GO): membrane
Molecular function (GO): potassium ion leak channel activity
Source: RefSeq, a predicted model, not a curated record
UUACAGGUUGUGUCAAAUGCUGCUGGACAGGGGGUUGCCAUCACUGGGAACAAUACUUUCAACAACUGGAAUUGGCCUAACGCUGUGAUCUUUGCUGCUACUGUGAUCACUACAAUCGGUUACGGAAAUGUUUCUCCAAAGACACCCUCUGGGCGUCUCUUCUGCAUAUUUUAUGGGCUCUUUGGAGUUCCUCUCUGCUUGACGUGGAUCAGUGCUCUGGGGAAGUUCUUUGGAGGACGUGCCAAGAGGCUGGGCCAGUUUCUGACGAAAAGAGGAGUAAGCCUGAGGAAAGCACAAAUUACAUGCACAGCUAUUUUCAUUGUUUGGGGUGUUUUGGUCCAUCUGGUUAUUCCUCCCUUUGUCUUUAUGGUGACUGAAGGAUGGGAUUACAUUGAAGGCCUCUAUUUCUCAUUCAUCACUAUCACCACCAUAGGAUUUGGAGAUUUUGUUGCUGGUGUAAAUCCAGAUGCAAACUAUCAUGCCCUUUACAGAUAUUUUGUGGAGUUAUGGAUCUAUCUGGGACUAGCUUGGCUUUCACUCUUUGUUAACUGGAAGGUCAGUAUGUUUGUGGAAGUCCACAAAGCAAUCAAGAAACGGAGGAAAAAAAGAAAAGAGUCAUUUGACAACCAUCCUCGGUCUAAAAAACCCCUUCAAAUGGGUACCUCAAAGGAUGUCAACAUCUUCAGCUUCCUUUCAAAGAAAGAAGAGACCUACAAUGAUCUUAUUAAGCAAAUUGGGAAGAAGGCCCUGAAGACAAACAAUGACAAAAUGAUUAAAGUAGAAAAUGCCAAACAAAAUAUGCAGAAUGCCAGUAUAGAUGCCCAGGUGACUUACACAAAGACAGAGUCAUUUGAGUAUGAUGAGGCUUCUCUGGACAUUCAAAAUGGUCAUGUACUGAGACCCCUGCAUGAUAAACGUAUUGGAGACAGCCCUCUAGAAGGAACCAUGUUUGUAAACCAGCUAGACAGGAUUAGUGAAGAAGAAGGCGAAGUGUGGGAUUCCAGAGACUAUCGACCCUUAAUAUUUGAGAAUGCCAAUAUAACAUUUGUAAAUGAAGAUGAUGAUGAAGAGGAAGAUAUCUCAGAUGAUGAGGAAACGUCAAAAUCCUCCAUGGAUGAUAAUCUCGCAGAGGAAUCUGAAACUGCAAAAAAACUGGUAAAAUUCCCAUCCUCUGAUGAAUCUACCUUUACCAAUAACGAGCUAGAACUUUCUGUGCCUUAUGAACAACUGAUGAAUGAAUAUAAUACAGUAAGCAAUGUGAAGGCUGCAACGUGAAGCAUGUUUGACAAUGGUUUUCUGAAAGUGGUCAGUGCAUAUUGAACAAAUUAACAGAGCAAGGAGAAAAGCAUGUUUUUGCAGCUUCUCCUGUCUCUUUGAGAACAAAAGCAAGUCCCAAACUAAUAAACUCCAGUG